Durio zibethinus is the source of this 4654-nucleotide messenger RNA. RefSeq lists its product as uncharacterized. Gene Ontology annotation, cellular component: cortical microtubule. NCBI's taxonomy places the organism in Eukaryota, Viridiplantae, Streptophyta, Magnoliopsida, Malvales, Malvaceae. Gene Ontology annotation, biological process: cortical microtubule organization. The record is from RefSeq and is a predicted model, not a curated record.
AUGAAAAUUAAAAAAAAAAAAAAGAAAUAUCACAGAAGCAGAGAGAGAAAGACUGAGAAAAAGAAAAAAGAAAACGAAAGCUUGCUACGGAGGAAAGAAGCAAAUCUGAACAGCAGCUAAGGAAAAAACAAAAGCCAAAGGUUUGUUAUCAUAUUCCCUUUGAAAUUCCACUUUCUCUUCUCGAAGGAGAGAGAAAUGCGAGAAAAUUCGAGGUGUCUCCGUUUGAAACCGAUCUGUCUCUGCUUUAUGUCACCGAUCUGAGCCCUGCAACACUCAUAUUCUCAAAGAAGAAAAAUGCAUUAAAUGCCAUUAGAUCCAAGUGUCUCAUUCAACACUCUUUACGUUGACAUUGGCAUUUAAGCUCCGUUUCUUUUCUCUUCCAAUUUGAGAUCUCAAUCGUUAUCAAAACGAGCUUCGUUUUGUCACUGAAGGCUAUUUUUUAUUACUUGGGAUUCUUUGGUGAGUCUAAGGAACUUCACGUGUGCUUUCCAGAAGCGGUGAAUCAAUUUCCGCGCUCACUCUAAUUUUGAGCAGCAUUAGUAAAGGCUUAGCAUAGCGGUUACCGGUGGCUGAAAAUUUUGAGUUUUGACUUAGGGUUUUGUUCAAUGAAGGUAUUUUCACUGUUAAAUUGAUGAAAUUAAGGGUUCGGAGGUUGUGUUACGUUAUGAGCAUCUCAAUUUGGCCGGUGUUGUUCUGGUGCUGAAGCUCUCAUUUUGGAAUGUACGAUCAUUUCAGUUAUUCUCAACAAUUUGACAACUUAUAAAGAUUUUCUAUCAAGUAUUCUAUUUUAGAAACAGGCCUUGUGCCUUGUUUAUCUUCAUUUGGAAGUUGACUGCUUUAGUUCGUUGGAAACACGAAAAGGCUGCGAAUUCAGAGUAAAUUAUGGAGCAGGAUGGCUGCUUAAUUUCUAGAUUCAUGGAGAGAUUACGGUGAUUGUUUCGAAAGGGUAGAUUAGGGCAGCAGAGAUGCCUCCUUCUCCAGCAUUGAGAUGCUCUCCAGGGAGGGAGUUGAGAGGGGAAAACCACAGACGCAGGCUUAGUUUUGAGAGUGGAUUGAUUGUAAGAGAAAAGGAUGAUGACCUUGCUUUGUUUAAUGAAGUGCAGUCCAAAGAAAGGGAGAAUUUCUUGCUUCUGUCUUCGGAUAACUUUGAAGACUCAUUUGACACAAAACUGAAACAUUUUUCAGAUUUCAAACUUGGAAUCUCCAUUCCCGUUCGGGGAGAUACUAGCGAACUCCUUAAUGCAGAUGAGGAGAAAAAUGACUAUGAAUGGUUAUUAACUCCACCUGACACCCCGCUUUUUCCUUCGUUGGACGAUGAGCUGCCACCAGCUAAUGUUGCCCACAGGGGUAGACCUCGAACUCAACCCAUUUCCAUAUCAAGAUCAUCCACAAUGGACAAGAGUUACAGAAGCAGUAGAGGCAGUGCAAGUCCAAAUCGUUUAAGCCCAUCACCUCGGUCUGGGAAUAGCACAUUCCAGGCUAGAGGAAAGCCAUCUUCAGCACCUCAGUCCAGUCCAAUACAGUCAGCUACACCUACUCGGAGACCAUCUCCUCCCCCUAGUAAAUGUUCCACACCUGCUCAAAGGUCUGCUACACCAACUCCUCGAAGGACAAGCACAGGCACCAGUGGCACAGCAGCAGGAUCAGGGGUAAAGGGAACCUCUCCUAUAAGAGAAAGUAGGGGAAACUCUUCAUCACCGAAAAUAAGGGCAUGGCAGUCAAAUGUUCCUAGUUUCUCCUUAGAGGCACCACGUAGUCUUCGUACUUCUCUGGCUGAUCGACCAGCAUCGUAUGUGAGGGGUUCCUCACCUGCAUCUAAAAAUGGCAGGGAUGCAAGAUUUGGCAGGCAAUCAAUGUCCCCAACUGCCUCUAGAAGUGCCAGUUCAUCACAUAGCCAUGAUCGAGACCAAUUUAAUUCAUACAGUAAAGGUUCCAUAGCAUCAUCCGGUGAUGAUGAGAUAGACUCUUUACAAUCUAUUCCUCUUGGUGGAUCAAGCCAUUCAGUCACAAGGAGACUUGGUCCAUUCCCGGAUAACAAGGUUCCGACCUUUAACAAGAAAUCAGCUAGAGUGUUAUCACCAAGUUCUGCUCCAAAACGAUCCUUUAACUCUGCUCUUCGUCAAAUGGAUCAUCGGAAGAGUCCUCCAAAUAUGUUCAGACCUCUAUUAUCUAGUGUUCCAAGUACCACUUUCUAUGUUGGGAAGGGAAGUUCUGCACAUCGUUCUUUGAUGUCAAGGAACUCAUCUGUUACCACCAGCAGUAAUGCAAGUUCUUAUCAAGGUACAAGUGCUGUGCUUGAUACUGAAGGGAGUGACCGCCAACAUGAUGAUAUGACAAGUGAAUCUGGAAAGGGAACUUAUGCCAAUGUUCAGGAAGAAGCUUUUGCCUUCGAUAAGAUGGAUGUGUUAAACCAGGAUGCUAGCUGUGAAAGCCGUGACGGCUUGCUUAAUAUUCUUAUUGAAGAUGCUGAUAGAGACUCUGCAAUUCAAUGUGACCCUGACUGUUCUAAGGAGUUAAGUAACCAUGGUCUUGAAGUGGAAAUGAGUUCAACAUCUGAUGCUCAAUGUGACUGGGGUGAUCUUUCAGAAGUUGAUUGUUUUAAAAGUACAAAAAUUUGUUCUAAAUGUGGUUGCAGGUAUCGUGUUAUUGAACAGGUUGAAGAAGAAAUCAGUCUUUGCGCAGAUUGCAGUAGGCAACAUGAUAUUGUUGCUGGUGACAUCUGUGACCUGACAAUAGUAACUGCAAAGAACUUUCCAGGGUUUUCUAUGAAAAUUUCUGAAGAUAAGCCAUUUCAUGAAUUGGAAACCUCAAUUCCUCCAUCUGAUUCACUGUUGCAAGUUACUGAUGCAGUUGAACCCUGCGCUUCUCAGCAUGAGGAAAAUAUCAAGCAAAGUGAAGAUUUCUCUCAAGAAAAUUCUCUUAGAAGGUCUCUGGCAGAGGGAGGUGAGCAGAGGCUUGGCUACCAGCAAGAGAUGGAUCAACCAACCGUUGGUUAUUCCCUACCCGAUAGGGAAACUGGAGAUGAGCAGUUGCAGGACUCUGAUGAACAUUCUGUUUUGAAGGUUAACACCUCAGAAGUUGCAGGCAUAUCAGUACUGUUAAAGAGGUCAAGCAGCAGCAAGGGGCCUGUUGUUCUAGGUAGGACUUUUGCAACCAUACCUUAUGAAGAUCUGUCUUAUGCAAGAGACAGUUCUAACAGUUUCAGAAGCUCUAUCGGACAUGGCAGUAUAUCUGCCUCAUCUUCUGUUGAUUUUAACUCAUUUAGACAAACAGAUACACGUGUGCAACGGCAGUUAGGUGGUAAAAAAUCUGAGUUGGAUAAUUACAGAUAUGACAUGAAUGUGAAGCCUCAAAGCUUUGCUUUACCUUUGUCUCAAAGUUCAAGCAAUAACUACCAAGCUUUAAGUCUUGCAACAAGCACAAAUGAAGAAAAUUUUGAGGGUUCUGUUGGCAGUCUGAAAUUUGAUGAAGCAGAGGAAAUAGCUGUAGUUUCUCAAGCCAAAGUGGUGGGUUCUGAAAAUUCAGAAGUUGGUUCAACAUUCACUGGUGCUUCCAUUCCCAAAAAAGAUGGUAUUGAGUGGAAUGAAAUUAGUAGAAUAAGUGGUACUUUAACCUCAGAGCUAUUAGAGGACAAUUCAGCAGCAUCAUUUCCUCUCCCUGGAGACUGUGUUUUGUAUGAAAAUGGAUAUGACAUGCCAAGUAUUGAUAGAAUUGUCUCUGGUGUUGAAGCAUCAGCUAUCACUCUAGAUUGUACUCUUGAAGAACAUAGCAUCCUGAAUGCUACUCCUGAUGGAGUAGAUGAUGCUGAGGCUGCUGGCGACAGCUCUUUGGCUACAAUCUCAGAAAUAGAAAUCGAGAAUUCCUGUCAGAGUUCCUGCGGUUUAGAACUUGAUGACUCAUCACCAAAUUCUGAGAGAAACAAGAAGGGAUCCAUGGACCUGUCAGUUUCCAUACCUUCAGAUGUGGAUACCACAGCUUCCGUUCAGGAAAUGUCAGAUCAUGCAGAUGGCAUUUUAGAGGAGUCAACUGUCUUGGUAAAAUGUCAUGGAGGAAGUAAGGCCAGAAGCCUGACACUUGAAGAAGCGACCGACACAAUACUUUUCUGCAGUUCCAUUGUCCAUGAUCUUGCAUACCGGGCUGCGACCAUAGCCAUUGAAAAGGGAAGUUCAGUGCCAUUGCAAGGUUCCAGGCCAACAGUAACAAUCUUGGGGAAAUCCACUUAUGACAGGAAGGAUCUACGGGGGAGGACUGUUGGUAGACGAACUUCCAAAUCUCAUAAAGUCAGGCAGAGGUGGGUAGAAACCAAUGUAAAAUCUGUGUCUACCAAGACUGAAAAUGAUGAGAAUGCCGAUGAAUCUUCAAUUCACAACGUUGGUCUUCCUAACAAGUUGGACAGUACGAAGCCUCAAAAGCUAGAAUCCAAGUGCAACUGCUCAAUAAUGUGAGAGUAAGUCUUUCAUUCAGACCAAACAUGCAGUGCUCCACCAGCCUCCACAUGACCUUGCCACUCCUACAGUCAUAUUUGGAGAGAUGGGCAAUUGCUUUGUAUUUCAAUGGAUUUGUGUUUGAAAGGCUGUUUGAAUUUGCAGCCAAUUGGUUAUCAUUGGUUCCAAAUUUAGUUGUAAGAAACGCCACCUGAAGUCGGUGACAUAAU